Messenger RNA from Sphenostylis stenocarpa, 1212 nucleotides. NCBI's taxonomy places the organism in Eukaryota, Viridiplantae, Streptophyta, Magnoliopsida, Fabales, Fabaceae. The record is from the annotation of a GenBank genome assembly.
AUGAAGAAGCUGCUAGUCUUUUUAACCACAAACGCUCUUGAGUCAAUAUCAGAUGUGGUCCUAUCAGCUCAACCAGUUGCCGGUCUUGUUUGCGUAGUAAAUGGUUUUGGCGGAAGAAGGUCUUUGAGAAGGAGCUACAUGUGUUCUUGUUCGAGAAUCCGCAUCCCGUCGAAUCUGCGGCGUUGCUUCCUUUUGUUCACCGCGAAAAAUGAAAUCUUGAGAAAGAAGGCCUUGUGGGGCAUCUCCAACAGCGCCCAAGAAGGAAGAUGGAAAGUCUUCUUUGUAGACUCGCACCGCUUACUUACGGUAGCCGCCCACCCAUUCUUCCUUUCCGACCUUAGCUUAGCUGCUCACGCCAAUGCUCAUGGGUAUGGGACCAUAACUGCUGCUACUGUUAUACUCCCACACUCUAAGAGAGUCCUACCGUCGGCUCAUCUUCUAUCUAAGACCUCCUCAAUGAGAGGAUGCCUUAAAGUCUUUUCUCAGCAAGAGGAUGCGCGAACCAUUGUUCCAAAGAUCGGAGAAUCUAGGGAACCGGAAAAGCGAAACCUUGUCAGGAAGAAAGUGAAGCAGGAAUACCUAAAAUCUUUCAUGAUGAGCGCCAAAGACUCAAAAGCUCACGCGCGAUCUACUGAUCAAAUAGAGCAUCAUCACGACCUCGAGCCGACUCUCGUCUGCGAGAAGGAACUCCGAGUGAAGAAGAAGCUGUUACAGAAGCCACAGCUAGUUUUCUUUAAGCAGAAAAAGGCCAGCCAGUUUUUGCUGUUGUCAGGUUUGAAAGAACCGCAGCGAUUGGCGACGAAAAGGCGAAACUCCCAGCUCUCCGCAAGAAUAAAGAGCUGGUGGAAGGUGCAGAUGAAGAAGCUGCUAGUCUUUUUAACCACAGACGCUCUUGAGUCAAUAUCAGCUGUGGUCCUAUCAGCUCAACCAGUUGCCGGUCUUGAACGGAAGGAAUUAGGCUGGGGAUACCCCAAAAGAAAGCAGGUAAAGGCUGCUAAGCCAGUUAGCUAUUCAUUUCGGUGUCAAACAAAAGAAAUAGGCAUGGCAUCCUCUAGCUCAGCCAGUAAAGGAAGCAAUUCAGUGGAAGAAAGGAACUACCCCACCAUAUGGUAUGCUCAUGUAGCGAGGGAAGUUCCAGUAGCUGGAGAGGAACUCCCCGAUAUCCCAGUAGUUAACGCUUCUCCGCUCGGCAAUCCGUUAAAUGAUAAAUAG